Molecule: messenger RNA, 1083 nt
Organism: Arachis stenosperma
Lineage: Eukaryota; Viridiplantae; Streptophyta; Magnoliopsida; Fabales; Fabaceae
Product: gibberellin 2-beta-dioxygenase 8-like
Exons: 3
Coding region: 6-1031 (341 amino acids)
Source: RefSeq, a predicted model, not a curated record
GAAAAAUGGAUUAUGAACCUCCAUUCCUAGAAACCUACAAGACCCUUUUGCAAGAAGAAGAUUCAAACCGCAAUAAUGACUUGUUACUGGUGGAGAAUUUUGAUGAUGAGAUAGAGCUACCUUUGAUUGAUCUUAACCGGUUGAAUGAAAAUAAUCUUGAUGUGAGAGAUGAGUGCAUGGAAGAGAUAAGUGAUGCUGCAAGGAGAUGGGGUUUCUUUCAGAUUGUGAAUCAUGGUAUUUCAAAGGAUCUUCUUGGUAUGAUGCUGUUUGAGGAAAUGAAACUGUUCUAUCAACCUUUUGUGAAAAAAUCUUCAGAUAAUUUUCUUGGUUUGCCUCCAAGAACUUAUAGAUGGGGAAACCCAUCUGCUACUAAUUUGAAGCAAUUGUUAUGGUCCGAAGCAUUUCAUUUUCCUAUUUCAGAUAUAUCAAUGAUGGACAACCAGCACAAAAGUCUCAGAUGGAACAUUGAAGCCUUUGCAGCAGCAGUUACCCCACUAGCCCAAUGCUUGGCAGAAAUUUUGGCGUGCAAAAUGAACAUGAUUAUGAAAUCCAAGAAUUAUUUCAAAGAGAAUUGCUUUCAAGAAAGUUCUAUAAUUAGACUGAAUAGAUAUCCUCCAUGUCCAAAACAACUAUCUUCAAAGUUAUAUGGACUUAUGCCCCACAACGACUCAAGUUUUCUUAGCAUUGUUUAUCAGGACCAUGUAGGAGGAUUGGAAUUAUUAAAAGAUGGAAAAUGGAUUCAUGUGAAGCCUAAUCCAGGAGCUCUGGUUAUCAACAUUGGAGAUUUAUUUCAGGCAUUGAGCAAUGGCAUAUACAAAAGUAUAAAACACAGAGUGGUAGUUUCGCAAAAGGAAGAGAGGUAUUCAGUAGCAUUCUUCUAUUGCCCUUUGUUGGAGACAUUGAUACAAAGUCAUAUCUAUACCAAGCCAGCUAUGUACAAAAAUUUCACUUUUAGAGAAUAUAGAGAGCAAAAUGAGAAAGCUGUCAAGCAAACCGGUGAUAAGAUCGGCCUCUCUAAGUUUCUUCUAUAGACAAAUAUACCCUCAAUAUAUCACAGCUAGACUUGUAGUAUUCUAUUACAAU